AUGAAAGAGCAGCCGCAACCACAGCCGCAGCCGCCUUUCGACAGAACCGAUUUCGUGCCGAGUCACACCGGCGACGACAUUCUGCCCGCCGACCCCCUUUUCACUCGCCUGCUAACCCUUGCACACCGUCGCAACCCAAGGCCGGCGAUACGCGACGUCAAUGCAGGGAUUGAACGGACAGCUGCCCAGCUGCUGAGCGAUGUCCUCAUCCUGCGAGGGGUUUUGAGAGACUCUCUCACACCCCGAGUGGUGGAUGAUCUGCGGGAUGGGAGGGAAGUUUUCGUCAGUCUCCUCGCCCCUGGCGGGUAUGAGUUCGUCGUGGGCGUGUUGGCCAUCAUGGCCUUAGGGGCCGCUGCGAGUCCGUUUAGCAGCGCACAGCCCGUCAAGGAGGCUUGCUACUACGUCAACAAGGCGCGUUCGGUGGCGCUCGUUACGGCGACUCCGGCUCUCGAGCUCGGUAAAGCCGUGGCCCGCGAAAUCCAGGGCACCACAGACACAGGCUUUGGAUUUGUGCCCAUCAAUGCAAUCGAGAGGGUACCGCCGGUUGCGUUGGACAAGAUCAAGAUCUCGUCGAAUCGCUACAACGAUCCAAACGCGCCGGGUGUGGUCAUCUUUACUUCUGGGACGACGGGGCCGCCGAAGGGCGCCGUGCUCAAGCGCGCGGCCAUGAUUGAAGGAGCCUUCUCCUUCGCGCAGCAGAUCGGGCUACAGGAGACAGACACCCUUCUGCAUCAGCUCCCCGUCCACCACGCCACGGGCAUCUGGGUCUCGUUUUUCCCCUUCAUUCAAGCCGGCGCUUGCAUCGAGUUCAAAUCCGGCAGUUUCGACCCCGAAUGGACGUGGAAUCGGUGGCGCCAAGGUGGUUUGACGCACUACACUGGCGUGCCGACAAUAUACAUGCGAAUGAUGCGGUAUUACCUCGAGCGCGCCACGAAGCUUCCGCCCGCAGAGGCGAGAAGUUACAGCGACGCUGCCGCAGCCUUCAAGGUCUGUUUGUGUGGCACCUCGGCCUUGCCAAAGCCCAUCAACGAUUUCUGGACCAGACUGUUGGGCCGCAGGAUCGUCCAACGGUAUGGGUCGACGGAGCUGGGCGUUGUCUUCGGCAUGUCCCCCCACUCGAGCGAAGACAUCCCUGACGGCUCUGUCGGCGAAUUGUCAUACGGUGUCGACGUCAGGCUCUCAGAUGGCGACGAAGGCGAAGUGCUCGCCAAGUCCUGCAACAUGUUCUCCAAAUACCUCCAUGAUCCCGAAGCGACAGCAAAUGCCCAUGACCUGGAUGGCUAUUUCAAGUCCGGGGACGUGGCCAGACGUGUAGGAAAAUACUACUACAUCGUGGGUCGCGCGUCGGUGGACAUCAUAAAGUCGGGCGGGUACAAGAUAUCGGCUCUGGAUAUAGAGCGAGAGCUGCUGGCCCUGCCGUACAUCGGAGAAGCCAUGGUGGUGGGUGUGCCCGAUAUAGAAUUCGGCCAACGAGUCGGUGCGGUCGUAUCACUCCGGGAUGACGAAGUCGCUCAGCAGUUCUACAAGGAGAACAAUCGAAAUCCCAAGAACUUGAGCCUGGGUGACUUACGCGCCGACGUACGAGAUCGGCUUGCUGGAUAUAAGCUGCCAACACUCUUGAGGCUCGUCAAGGGUGAGUUGCCCAAGAGUGGCACAGGCAAAGUGGUCAAGAAGACCCUGGGCCCACAGUACUUCCCUCAGAAUUAUCAGGAAGAUCGAGAAGUGCAAGUCUGGAGCAACAAGUCAGUUCUCCGAACAGCCAAGUUAUGA
This is a messenger RNA of Cladophialophora yegresii CBS 114405, 1770 nucleotides long. RefSeq lists its product as uncharacterized. The transcript has a single exon. Gene Ontology annotation, biological process: fatty acid metabolic process. The record is from RefSeq and is a predicted model, not a curated record. Lineage: Eukaryota; Fungi; Ascomycota; Eurotiomycetes; Chaetothyriales; Herpotrichiellaceae. Gene Ontology annotation, molecular function: medium-chain fatty acid-CoA ligase activity. The coding region runs from base 1 to 1770 and encodes 589 amino acids.